UCCUGAAUCUCUCAGGGUAUUUCUCUUCAAGCUGGUGCUGUUGUGUCCAGGGCAGUACAAUAUGGCACCGGAAGUAAGCAUUGUGUUGCCACUUGGAGGCGCUCAGUUUGUUGUGCCGGGUUUGCUAGCAUUUAGACCAGAUGUUUCCAAGCUUGUUUGACCUACUGGCCCCUUUUCCGAAAAAUAAUUACUCAGCGCCCUCCCGGCAAUGAAAGCCCUUAAUCCAGGGCAGAGUGUGGUUUUGCAGACCCUGGAUCGUUCCAGCGAUCCCUAGGGAAGCUCCAAUUUAGUCAGGCGUGAUGGUGCAUUUAUUCAUUACCUCAGACUAACUACCUCACUUGCUUUCGAUUUCUGUUCAUCACGACGCCGUGGGACGGAGUAGAACUCUCCAUCGGGUUUCCUGGGCUGCCAUCGUGCCUGGCACAGACCACCAGGUCUUCCUCCGGCUCCAAUUGCCAAGCUUUCCGUGGAGAGUGGCGUGCUUAAUGCUGUGCACCACCAGACCCCCUCUCCAGUGGGUUGGAGAGCUCCAGACACGAGCAGGAGCGAUGAACCAUCCUGCCCCGGACACUGGCUCCCGAGGCGCUCAUGAAGAUGGGAAACUUUACGUUGUGGACUCCAUCAACGAUCUGAACAAACUCAACCUCUGUCCUGCCGGAUCGAGGCGUCUGUUCCCUUUAGAGGAGAAAAUCCCAGCACACAGCACGAACUCAGGCAAUGGAAACCAACGCCUGUUCUUUGUGGGCCUGCUAAUCGUGCUGAUGGUCAGCCUGGCCCUGGUUUUCUUUGUGCUAUUUCUAAUAAUUCAAACCAGAAGCAAGAUGGACGAUGUGUCGAGAAGAUUGACAGCCGAAGGAAAGGACAUAGAUGAACUUAAGAAAAUCAACAGCCUGAUCGUCAGGCGCCUCACUCAGCUGGAAUCUGAACAGAACUAGGGACCCCGUCUUCUACCGCUAACGCCUCAAGCUUCUCCUCCUGUUCGUGAGAGCCUAAGACCUUGAGCUGGCGGCGGGCAAUCUGCUUCUGGGGCCUUCUUCCUGCUGUAGGAGUGGGAGUUACUUCAAGUAUGGGGGGUUGGGGGGAGCAACCAGAAAGGGGAAACUUGUUCCAGUCUCUUAAAGGUAGGGCCUUUCAGCUUUAAUGGGGUUAAGUUUGGCUGGCAAGGAGGAGAAUUGAUAAUAAGCGAACAUAAGAAAACAUAGCAUUCAGCUAAUGCGAACACCUCCUCUUGUAAAAGGAACUUUGUCACUAGAACAGGUUUACUGUGCUGUUCAGCUGCAUGAUGCCUUGUAUAUUUUUGCCAAUUCCUGCACAAAUUUUAUUCUUUAAUGAUACUCAGUUCAAGGGACUCUGAUGAGCUCUCUCUUCAAUAAAACAGUUUCUGCAU
Molecule: messenger RNA, 1387 nt
Organism: Echinops telfairi (small Madagascar hedgehog)
Lineage: Eukaryota; Metazoa; Chordata; Mammalia; Afrosoricida; Tenrecidae
Gene: LSMEM1
Product: leucine rich single-pass membrane protein 1
Exons: 4
Coding region: 486-935 (149 amino acids)
Source: RefSeq, a predicted model, not a curated record